Messenger RNA from Apis florea (little honeybee), 4511 nucleotides. It is a transcript of the gene Mid1, whose product is annotated as calcium-permeable channel component Mid1. The record is from RefSeq and is a predicted model, not a curated record. Gene Ontology annotation, cellular component: plasma membrane. Gene Ontology annotation, molecular function: stretch-activated, monoatomic cation-selective, calcium channel activity. Lineage: Eukaryota; Metazoa; Arthropoda; Insecta; Hymenoptera; Apidae. Gene Ontology annotation, biological process: calcium ion import across plasma membrane.
UCGUCGUCGUCGUCGUCGGGGCAAACCGGGGACGCUAGCGUUCCCGAGAUUGUGUCCAUGCGGCUCGAUCCGGCCCAAUUCACGGGACCAUCUACGUCGUACAAUUGGAACAACGGGAACGCUAUCCACCAUUCGAGAUUGUUGCCUUUCCAUCGCCUCCAAGACUAUACCACACCGGGAAUAUGUUUGUUUCGUUUCCGGGCCUCGUCGGUCCCGAGGUUCGCUCGUGGCCCCGAGAUAUUCAAGCGGGAACGAGAUCCCGCCGAUGUUGUCGCGGACGGUCGCGCCUAUCACCGUCGAUUUUCCUCGUCGGUUGAUCGUUGCUCGGUCGAGCACGGGGACGGAUCCGAAACCAGAAACGCCACUGCCUUUCGUGUCUCUUAUGACUCGGUUUACCGCAGCGGAGUGCGCGCGCGCAUUCGAACGAAUAUUUUGCAGAAAAAAAGCGGUGAAUGUCGUGUACAGCGAGGGAACGAUCGAUUCAACGUCGAAAACGAGGAAAAGGAAGGUGACGAUGGUGGCGGCUGUAACGACGACGGCGACGACGACGAUGACGAGGAUCACACCGACGAUCUUAUUUUAUCGACGUCCCAAGAAUCGAGGUCACGAUCUUGUUACAUCGGAAGCAGGAAACCGAGGACGAGGUGGAAGAACGAGGAUCGCGCGAAUCCGUUCGAGGAAUCCGUCAAUUUCUCUCGAAUCUGUAUCGCGAAUGUCACGCACGUUCCUUCAGUCGAUGCAUUUUCUUACACUGCCUACAAUGACGAGAACGAUAUCGAGAGCUGUCGCGGUGAUAAGGACGAGCCGCGUGUCGCGUCAUCCCCCGAGAUCGGGGACGUUCGUUUCGAAGAGGAUAAGCGUACAGGCGAGGAAGAAGAAGAGACCAAGUUUCGCCGGGUCACGCGACGAAUUACGGACGAGGCGAGCCAAGUGGUGGAAAGUAUUUGUGGGGAGGAGGGAGAACGUUAUCGAAAAUUUCGAGAUCGCGGUGAGCUGAAUUGUUGGGGAGGGGGAGGUAGUCGUACGCGCGUCAAGGUGCGCGCCGCGAGUGUAAACGGCGGGAAACGCGAGAGCCACUACACUGCCCGGUUCCACCAACGGAACCCGAUCACCAACGGAAGUGGCGAGAACGUGACGAAACUCUCGACGAACGGACCAACAAAGGUAUCGAGUAACAACAACAACAAUAAUUGGUGCGGCCGAAAGUACGGAUUGCUGUUCAUCUUGUAUCUAUUGGCUUGCCCGGUGGUGUGUUCCACGAAUCCCUCCGGACAGUUUAUCCCCGAUUUCACCCAUAAUCCAUCCCUCGUGCAAAACCUUCCCCGGCACAACGCCACCCAAAUUUCGUCCCUGUUGUUAUCCUCGAGCGUCGCCGCGCAUCAACGCCAACAACAGCAAGAGCAACAACACCAGCAACAUUAUCGGCAGAUGGAUGAAGGGGAGCAGGGGACGCGUGAACAGUUGGUUCGUGACGUCGAGCAGCACGGUGGUAAGGACGGGCAUCAUCGUCGCCGACACGAGGAACAGCAGGCGGAUGAUCAGGCCCGCGAGCAACGGGAGGUGGAGGAGUGGGCUUACAGGGAAGCUUUCCCUUUCGAAACCGAAUCGACGCAUCCUUACAACGAAUACAGCUGGAAGGUGAACCAAAUAAAUCCUUGGUUGUCGGCCUGCGAUCUGGCUGGCCCAGCGCCGGCCGAUCUUCAGGGUAGCUGCGCCCCACCGAAAGUGCCGCAAGUGCCGAGGAAUUGCCCGCUCCCCUGCUCGGUGGCGAGCGCGGGGGGAAGAGGCGAUUCCGAGUUCUUCGAGGUGACGAACAGGGUCAAGGUCAGCGGAAUUGAGGAGGAGGAGGAGGAGGCGGUUGAAUCGGGACGGUUCGGUUCGAGUUCGAUAAAGUCUUUCUCGGGGGCGGGGGGAGGCGGUGGCGCGAGUGAGAGAGGCGGAGAUGAUGGAGAAAAUGGCGAGGGCGUGCGAAUGGUUCCGGAACAGUGCCUUUUUUAUCUCGAGGAGUCGCAUAAAAGGAACAUCUGUCGGGAUGAUUUUGGCCCCAGUUUUUCAACCCUAAGGGAGAAUCGAUACCGGUUCAUGAGCGGGCUGCGUCUGCGGCACUGCUGCGAUCACACGGUGGUCAACGCCCUGGCACCUGGCAAGGGUGGUCCGCUCGAGAAUGUGCUAAACGGUGGCCAGAAGUGCGCCGAUGCCCUGGACAAGCUGUUGGACGUCGAUAAGUUAGCCGCAACAUUGCAUUGUGAGUUCGAGGAAGUGCUCGCGCGAUACGACUGUGCACAGCCCUAUUCCGUCAUCUUCAACUGCACCCACUGCAAGGAAGCGUAUAGAAAAUGGGUGUGCAGCUCCCUGGUGCCUUACUUUGCUCAUGGGGAAAAACCGCAGGACUUGAACAGCUCGAGCAGCUGGGCCGGAAGCAGACUCAGGCCCUGCCGAUCCUUUUGCCAAUCCGUGGAGCAACGUUGCCCCUACUUGCUACCGGGCGACCGUGCCCCCUCCUACCCCACGCAAUACGCCGGUGAACCGACCUUCCUUUGCAGAGAUCCAAAUAUACCCGAGACCGGAGAGCAAGCCGCGAGGGCGUUGCACAGCAACGAGGAAAACGAGUGUUGCUUCCACGCGUGUUCCGAGGAGUUGGCCGGGUCGGGUAUCUGCGCCAAUUGCACGAAUCAGGUGCUAAGGAGGCGCGGGAAGGAUUACGAUCCCCCAACGGCUCCCUAUUGCGACGUUAAUUGCACUCAACCGGCUUCCACGGGCGGAGGAUACCAAGACACGGGAUCGACGGAGGAAGGAGAGAGAUGCCCUGUGACGAAUCCUGUGUCGGUGAGGAAUACGGUGCGACUGCAGGGGACGUUGGUGUGCGGAACUGGCGGUGGCGUCGACUCGAUCGCAAGCGUUUCCUCUUCCAAUCGAUCGGCGGCCUCGAUCCUCCCGCAACUCUUUUGGCUAUGCUCGAUCUUGACCAGUAUCCUUGGCAACGUUCGAACGAUUCCCGUCCUCUGGAUCUCGAAGAUCUUUCUUUGGUCGAUCAUGCCCCUAGCUGGUAUACGUGGCGACGAUUGUGACGGUGGUGGUGGUGGUGGUGGUGGUGAUAGUGGUGGUGAUAAUGGUGAUCGUGGAUCGAACAGGGGAGAACUGGUAAACUUUCUCGCCUCUUGGCUGCGCCGUUGUUUUCGCCGAGCAAACUGCGUGGGCGUGUUGCGUUACAUCGCGAGCCGAUUGUACGGGAGGUGCGUGGCGGUGGAGCACAGGCGUCGAAGUUGGUGGUGUUGCUGCUGGUACUGGUGGUGGUGGAGGUGGUGGCGAAAAGUAUCCGCUCGAUGGGAACGUUCGGCCCCUCGCGGGCAUCGAUCGCGCGAAAAUAUUCUCGGUCAAUUGGCCGGUACGCGUCCUCCUCCUCCUCCUCCUCCUGUUGCCGUCUCCACGAUAUCGGCUCGUGUCGUUGCACCGGCAACUACCGCCAUCACCACCAUCACCGCCGCCACUACCCACGAGCCUUUCUCCUUUACCCGCUCGGUAAAAAUGUAUCGCGACUCGUGCCACGAGCGUUGGUCAAUGGUGUGGAUACGACGAUGGCCGCCCAAUUUCCUCGUUGACUCGUUUACGGUAAAGUGUCCAUGGCGGCGAUGGAGUUGGUGGUGGUGGUGGUUGUAUCGAUGGUGGCGACGAACACGAGGCACGCGGCAACGAGCCGAGAAAAAGAAUCGUCCUUGGCUCGCUCUUCGACAGGACGAUCGAGGCGUUCGAGCGUCCGAUCGAAGGAGGAGGAGGAGGAGGAAAAGGAGGAGGAGAGGGGGAAGGAUGACAACAAGGGUUUUGAACAAUGUUUUCGAAGAGGACGUUCGAUCUUCUCCGACCAGACGCCGAUAUUUUAAACUGUCCUCGAGGAAAGAUCCGCCAUAGAACAAUUCGAGGAAUACGCGAAAGCGUGAAAUACAGGUUUUUUUCUAUCCGUAACCAGAGCUCUCUCAGAGUCGAAAAGGACUUUGGCCGUACCUUUUUCGCUCGUGAACUCCUCAAGAUCUCAAGGUCUUGGAGCGAGGCAAAGACCGCGAGAAGACUAGCAUCCGAGAAGAAGUAGGUCCGAGAAAAGUGAUCGAAAAAAGGUUGGAGGGGCGUUCGUUAAAAGCAGGGAGAAGGAAGCGAAAUAUAUUCGAAGAAAUAUUCGGAAGCGAAUAAGUACGUACGUACGGAGGAAAAAAUCGAAAUACGAUAACGAAACCGUGGUUAAAUGAAAAAUGAGAUGUGUAUUGAGAACUGUGCUGCGAUAUGCAAGGCGACGUAAAUUUGGGUGGGGACGGGGAGAAGGGAGGGGAAAGGAAAUGAACGCGUGAAGAAGCGACGAAAAAAAGAGAGAGAGAGAAGCACGGGGAGAUGAGACGUUAAGGGAAAAAAAAAAAAAAGAAGAGACACGUCGAUAUUUUAAAGUUCGGACGUGAAGACAAAUGGACGUGAAACAAAACGAAGAAAUCGUAACGUCUGUCGCUAAUAAAUAAUGAUGGCAACAA